This is a messenger RNA of Spodoptera litura, 4431 nucleotides long. NCBI's taxonomy places the organism in Eukaryota, Metazoa, Arthropoda, Insecta, Lepidoptera, Noctuidae. The record is from RefSeq and is a predicted model, not a curated record.
ACUUCCUACUCGAGAAGUAUGAAUGCCAACGCUUUAUUCGUUGAAUGAGCUGUUUUUGUGUAUUGAUCUGUUUAAAGAAUCAAGGACGCUUUGGACAAUAAUUUAAUUGAAGGACGUUAAUUCAAAUAAACAGUGUGAUAAAAUUGUUACUUUGAAAAUUGUGGUCGGACAAUCCGGGGUGCAGAAAUCAACACUACAGAUAAUUUAAAGCGAAGAUAGGCGCAACACCACAGCCAUGGCUUUCGCCGGUCUAAAAAAACAAAUCAACAAAGCCAAUCAGUAUGUCACAGAAAAGAUGGGAGGUGCCGAGGGCACAAAAUUGGAUUUGGACUUUGUGGAGAUGGAAAGAAAAACAGACGUCACUUGCGAGCUAGUGGAAGAGUUACAAACAAAAACGAAAGAGUUCCUGCAGCCGAACCCCACGGCUCGUGCAAAGAUGGCUGCCGUGAAGGGCAUCAGCAAACUGAGCGGGCAAGCUAAGAGCAACACCUACCCUCAACCAGAGGGCGUGCUAGGCGAUUGCAUGCUGCUCUACGGCAAGAAACUUGGGGAGGACACCGUCUUCUAUGGACACGCAAAUUGUCUCAUCGAGAUGGGCGAGGCUCUGAAGCAAAUGGCUGACGUAAAGUAUUCACUGGACGACAACAUCAAGCAAAACUUCUUGGAACCUCUUCACCAUUUGCAGACCAAAGAUCUUAAGGAAGUCAUGCACCACCGAAAGAAACUACAGGGACGCCGGUUGGACUUUGACUGCAAGCGGCGAAGACAGGCUAAAGGAGCUCAUAUUGCAGACGAUGAAAUACGACAGGCGGAAGAGAAGUUCGCCGAGUCCCUACAACUGGCCCAGAUCGGCAUGUUCAACCUUCUCGAUAAUGACGUGGAGCAGGUCGCACAGCUCACGUUCUUUGCAGAGAGCCUUCUCGAGUACCACCAACAAUGCACGGAGAUCCUCAAAGGACUCGUGUCUACGCUUAUGGAAAAGAAAGAGGAAGCGGUGAACCGUCCCAAGAUGGAGUUCGUACCUAAGACCCUAGCAGACCUGCACAUCGAGGGCAUCCACGACUUGAACAAUGGUAGGCGGUACGGUUCCACCCAGAGUUUGUCCCGUCCCCGUCAACAUAUCCCCCCUUCCUCCUCUGUCGGCGACCUCAGCACCACUGAUCCCUUCAAGGCUUGGGAAGCACCCUCACCCGUCAGAACCCAAGUAAGGCCUGCGCCAGGGUUCAAACCGCAUCCAGCCCCACGGAAUCAGUUCAAUGGAAGGGACCCCUGGACAGCGUCCCCGUUGCCGUCGCCGGUUAAGUCGCCCGCACGAACGCCCGUCGUGGCCAAUAAGACGCCGUGCUGCACCGCUCUCUAUGACUUCGAACCGGAGAAUCAAGGCGAACUAGGAUUUAAGGAGAACGACGUGAUCACGCUGAUCAACAAAGUUGACGACAACUGGUUCGAGGGCUCAGUACACGGCAAGACCGGGUACUUCCCGAUCAGCUACGUUCAGGUCACUGUGCCCUUACCCAACAUGUAAGCAACAAGUCAUACCUAACCACCAACGUAUUCAUUCAUUCCCUAAUGUAACACAACUUUAUACUGCUGCGAAGCUAAACAACGCGAGAUCUCAACACCACGAAUCUCAAGUUGAUAUAGUGCCACGCAUGGAUCGGUCCGACCUUUAUAAAGGUUGUGUUACACUUUUAUCCAUACGUUAAUAUCACGUUACGCAGUAUUACGUAGAUUUGAAUCUAUUAUAUUGUGUCAAAAGCUCAAUGGCAAGCUGUUAUAGUUAUUACCUAUUUAACUACACCGAAUCAUUUAAUGAACUCGAUAAUCAGUUCAUACCUGUCUUCCGGUGUAUGAAACAGUUUUGUCAUCUUUGUCGUAGCAGAAUUUCUUUGGUGUUCAUCGUGUUUCAAUAAUAAAUAAUCAACAUAAUAUUAUAUCAAUCUUCCAAACUUUUAAAAUAUAGUAAUGCAAUUGAAUGUUUAAAAUUUACUAUGUAGAUGUAAACAUCUAAUCUAAUCUCAAGGAGAUAAUGCUACGAAUGUUACUUUUUUAUUAUUUUUUAUUGUACCUACCUACUGUUUGCAUUUAUUGCCAAAAUAAGUAAUUAUUUAAUAUUAAAAUUAUUGUAAUAGAAAUCAUUGUAAUAUUUGUAAUCAUGUUGCCAUUUUCUUCAUGACGAUUUAUAUUAUUAUUUGUAAUUAGUUUGAAAUAAAUUGCCGUUGUUUUUAUGUAUUAGGGUAUGUUUUAGUUUAUAAAAUGACACGCCAAAUAUACCGACAUCAAAUUGGAGUAUUUUUGCUCAGAUUCGAAAGACGAAGAAUUAAAUUGAGUGUUGAUCAUUGAAUGAAAUAUUAAAUCGACACUUGUUAACUGUGUGUAUUGAAAGUGGGUAGUAUGUCAGUCAGUACACCACUCUAUAAUGUUGCAUUCCAAAUACAUACAGCUUAAGUUUAUCGAUGUGGAUUCAGUAAAUGAGAUUGAUAAUUUUAAGCAAAGUGAUACGUCAAUGUCAAUCGCAAUACGUUAUUGCUGAGGGCUCUCUGCCGCGAUGCAGCAAAAAUUCUGUAAAGUGAUAUUUUUAAACUAACGUUUGUAUAUUAGUUUAAUAAUAUGCAUCUAUUUUUAGAUGUAUCACCCUUUGUAUAGUAUUCUCCUUUGACGUACGAUUAGUUUAUUUAGUUAAUUAUCCUUGUUUGUACCGUUAAUUGAAGGCACAGGAGCGGGAUAUUAUAGUAUUUAUUAGGAUGAUUAUUAUAUAAAACUAGUUAACACAUGCGAUUAGAUUUUAUAGUUGUAUGUUCGCGAGUAAUUAUUUAACUGAAUGAAGGAAGUAUACAAUAUAACGUAUAUUAUAAAAUUAAUGUGAGAAUAUGAGGAACAGAGUCAUAAGAAUUGUUGAAUUAUUGCCAGAAAUCUUGGCGUUUCGAUGUUUGAUGUAUUAUUGGCAAGCUAUAAAACAUAAUGUAAUGUAAUUGUGAUAUAUAUAUUAUCAUGCUGUUGGUGCGGUGUCCAAUGAUUUUGUUCUAUAUUUACAUUGUAUAUAUUUUUUAAAUACCAGUGCCCUAUUUACUUUUUCGACACUUUGCAUAAUAACUCUUUUAGUCAUUAUCUAAGCUACCUAUUUUAAUAUACUUUAAUGUGUAUGAUUGAUACCAAAAAUAUCGAAAUUAGUAAUUCUACAUGGCCUCCAUUCAAUAGUAAUGUUAAUUGUAAUUGAAUUAUUGCACUUGAGAGCUAAGAUCUUAAAUCGUCAUAUUAUUCACUUUGUCCGAUAUUGGUGUUGCAGUAAUAUUGAACAUAAGUAAUUUAAUAAUAAAUUCAUCGCAUCAUUAUUGUCGUUAAUGGACCCCAUUGUAUCACAUUUCUGGCAUACAAAAGACAAUACCUAGAUCUAAUGUUAGUUGUAUGUAAGUUCAUAAAUAAUUGUUCUAUCUUCAAGUGUCUCUUAAUAUAAGUAUUUUGAGUAUAUAAAUAUAUUCAUCAAUGUUACGAGGAUGUCAUGUUUCAAUCUUAAUGUAUGAGGAUGCGUGGACAGGCGUAACAAUGCGUCCGCCAUAGAUGGCAUGUCGCUGCGACCUUCUCACAUAAACAUACCAUAUAAUCGAAUGAUACGUCACUACGAUCUUAUCACUAUCCUACAGAGCGGAAUUAGACUGUUGUUGUUUUAAAUGUGUAUAAAUUCUACUAGCUUGGAAUGUAUGAAUGUUUGAUAUGAGAGUUGUGGGCGUGUUUCUAUGUACGAUAAACUAGCCUGCUUACCGGAAACUAAGUAUAUAAAAUGAUAAAUAAGCCUAAAGAUAGCAAUCAACACUAUUUAUGUGCAUUCAUCGGACACAAGGCAACACCUAAUUACCGUAUCGUUGCGAAAUAUGAUGAAAUAUUAACAAAAACGAUUUAGAUUGGAUUGAAGGUUUAGUGGCAGCUUUUAGCCUACCGUAAGGAGCUAGUUUAUCGAACAUCUAUUCUGUAGUUGUCCUAUACAGUGUUGGUUCAGUGUUGCUUCACUUGUUAUGUAUGUCGAAUCAUUGGUUUGUUUGAUAAUGCUACUUGUUGUCAUACUACACUCAUGUUUAUACAAAAGGAAAUGAUUGAAGGAUAACAGAGGAUAGAUAAAGUCAUCAGACAAUUCAAACAACAAGUAACGUUAUCUUGAAGGGUGAUUUGUUAGCAUACGAAAGUAUAUUAUGUGUCAGAUAGCACUAUCAUUAUAUUGGCUCCCAAAAUAUUUUGCUAUUGAUGCGAGUACCUACGUCUGUUAUGGUGUAUUAUUCUUGUUCAUGUUACUGUAAUCUUAAAAUACUGUAAUGUCAUAGAUUUAAACUUGACGAUUUACGAGAUGUAAUGCAAAUAUUAUUGAUUUGUAUUAAAAUUUAUCCCGAAACUUAUUGCUCGUUUUCGCCUCCUAAUAAAAUGUUAACAAUUAAACACUUA